CAACAACGAGACGGCGAUAGCCCGGUGAUCGUGAUACCAAGCUGCCCCGGCAUUCCCAUAAACCGACCACUUACAGCGGCAGUCCGAAGCUCCAGACCGUGACAAUUGCCCACUGCUCACCAUGACGGCCCACGACGACGAGCUGUUGCCUGAGAACACCUCGGGCUACAAGCUCUCUCAGCCCAAGCAGAGCUUGGCCGAGUACCAGAAGAUGGACGAGGGUGACGAGUCGCUCCAGCGCUACAAGCAGUCGCUGGGCUUGGGCGGCGGAAAGGAUUUGUCGGACCCCAACGAUCCGCGCGUGUGCAUCAUUCAGUCGCUCACCAUGGAGUCGCCCGGCCGUCCCCCGGUUGUGAUCGAUCUCACGGCUCCCGGCAGCCUCGACAAUCUCAAGAAGAACCCGUUCAAGAUUAAGGAGGGCGCCACCUUUACCAUGAGUGCCCAGUUCAAGGUUCAGCACGAGAUUCUCAGCGGUCUGCAUUACGUUCAGGUCAUCAAGCGGAAGGGCAUCCGGAUUCCCGGUGGCAAGACUGAUGAGAUGAUUGGCAGCUACGCCCCCAACACCGACAAGCAGCCCGUUUACACCAAGAAAUUCCAAGAGGAGACGGCGCCUUCGGGCUGGGCGGUCCGCGGCUCUUACUCUGUCAGUUCCAGCUUUGUGGACGACGACAAGAAGACCCACCUCCAGUUCGACUGGGCCUUUGAGAUCGACAAGGACUGGUGAUUUCGUCCACGACACUGUCGGCCAGGCAUCGCAGAUGCGAAUGGAAUGGCAGCUGCGCACGGGAUAUUCACAGUUUGCAUGAAGGGACGUCGUCGUUUAGCGGCCUCCGUGGCACGAGACAUGCAGGGAUAAAAGAACAUUCCGGAAUGGCUUGCGGGUGGUUUUAGCAAGGCGGGUCAGCGGGUCUCGGUUUGUGGAUUGCGACGUUGAGUUUCCGGAAUGGACUUUGGUCCGCUUUUUUGCCUUCCGGAAGCCUUUAGUCUCCGGGGCAAGUACACCAGAUGUUGUUUGCUUGAUCAGCGGUUGGCUGGCUCGCUGACACGCUUGACGCUGGAGGGACGGACUUCGUCGCGGCCAAGUCGAGCGGGCGUUUGCUCAGUUGCGCUUAGAUAGCACCGGAACGAACAUGAAAAGGGAAUUUCUAACCGGGCCUUGAGAA
Molecule: messenger RNA, 1163 nt
Organism: Thermothielavioides terrestris NRRL 8126
Lineage: Eukaryota; Fungi; Ascomycota; Sordariomycetes; Sordariales; Chaetomiaceae
Exons: 4
Coding region: 122-724 (200 amino acids)
Biological process (GO): Rho protein signal transduction
Cellular component (GO): cytosol; cytoplasm; membrane
Molecular function (GO): Rho GDP-dissociation inhibitor activity; protein binding
Source: RefSeq, a predicted model, not a curated record